UCCACUUGUCCCGGAGUAGACUAUCUGCAGUUCGGAAAGUAAAACUCGACAAAAGUCGAAGCCAUGGACCGCGAACACCCGAAAAUGCCCUUUUAACUUUUGAAGAUAUUGAAGAUGACCGGUCUUGUGUCAUGUCCCAGCGGUCUGCUAGUCAUUGGCCUCUGCCUCGCACUUUCCUCCGUCAACGCCCAGUCAGCGAUAUGGACCAAUGAAGUUUCAGAUGUUCAGUAUGGGAGGCUGGGGUCCAACGUCACGCUGGUGUGUGGAGCGGCACUGGACAGGACAUCAGUGGAGUGGCGUCUGAACAGGAGGUCCGUGUUACCAUGGCAGCACCGAGUGACAUCAGAUGGUCAUCUGGUCCUCCUGCAUGCCGACCACACCGCUGAAGGCAACUACAGCUGCAGUGAUGACCAGGGAUUCCUCAUCCAGACAACCCGACUCAGGCUGGGGCAUCCCCCCGGGCUGCUCAAUGUUUCCUGUCGUGUGUCCAAUCACAGCCUGGUAUUGUGUUCAUGGGUGGAGUCUGUGAAGACCCACCUGCCUGCCCAGUACCACGCCUCCUACAGGGGUAAUAAAAGCCAGGUGAGGAUGUGUGUGGUGUCCUCUCCCACCCAGAGACAGUGUACCAUCACAGACCCCACCAUGUGGCAGCAAUACCAUGACAUCAACAUCACAGAGACCAACCCUCUGGGGUCACAUACCACCAUCCUCAUGGUCAAGUUACACGAGCUCUUGCAGCCAGAUCCCCCAGAGGCAGUAACAGCAGUGGGGGUGGUGGGAUACCCCAUGGUUCUCCGGGUGUACUGGAGGUACCCUGCCUCCUGGCUCCACGACGCUGUGCCCUUCCCCCUCGUCUUCCAGCUCCGAUACCGUCCUGUAGGAUCCAGCGUCUGGUCAACCGUGGAGUCUAAGGCCAGCCCCCUGUUGAUAACCGACGCCCUAGCAGGCCACGCCCACCAGCUGCAGGUGAGAGCCCAGGACGAGAUCAACCCAGACAGCCAGUGGAGCGACUGGAGCCCCCUGCUGCAGGGCUGUCCAUGGAGCGGUGGCGCUGCCGAGCCUACUGAAGAAACGUUUCCUGUCGACUACAAUGACUCAGACACAGACCCCUCUACAGCUGACACCAAGUCAGAGAACCCCGAGGAUGAUGGUGGUAGUCUGUUGAUUCUACUGGCCCUGUUCACUGGCAUCAUCCUGGCCCUGGCGUCCUCUCUGUUGGUCCUCAUGUGGGUGAGGCAAUGGAGGCGGGACAAUGUGACAAAACAGGAACUGACCUCAAUGGUGAAGAUGAAGUCCAUGCCAAUCUAAACCUAGGUUGGCCCCUCCUCUCAGCCCUUAUAGGGCCCCUUGUCUCCACCAGGCCACACCCCCAACAGGUGGGUGCAGCGUCCACAAAACACUACCCACAAUCCACCAUGCUACCCACAAGCCAUCUGGAGCGUUUGCCUGGCCUGAUCGCUGCCUGCCAAACGGACAGACAUGGUGGAACGAAUGACUGACUCCACCCACUGGAGUUUAACAUCAUCUGAUUGGCUAUAAGGCUCAACACUACGUACUGUACAGUACAGUGUGGAUCACCACCCAACAACAUAUCGGUCCUCCUGACCCUGACUGGCUGAACAGGGUAUAGGUUCUGGUACCUUUCACAGUAUUCCUUUCUGGGGACCUGAUGAUCUAAUGGUCCUUUAUUCAUUUCAAAUGCUUCUUCAAAUGUAAGAAGCAUUAUUAUAUAGACCGAUUGGCAUUAUAAAAUGUUCUAGACUGGUUAUAUACUGGUUAUGAAGAGGGUAUGGACAGAUUGGCAUUCUGCAGAAUAGGUACUGCAAUUCAGAGGAGAAGGAACGCCCUGCAAACGAGGCUGCUGCUAUUGGUCAUUCGAUGAGGAGGAGGGAACAGAGUUCGGCCAUAUCCAUGCUGGCUAAUCACUAGCAGUGUCAGGAUGAUGUCAUAACUUCCUGUAUAUAGAUGCAGUGUCAGGAUGAUGUCAUAACUUCCUGUAUAUAGAUGCGUUAAAGGAGGCACAUUCAACAAAUCUGAUCUAACAAAGUGGAUAUUCGUCAAAUCCGUCAUUAUUUAUGUAUUGUAAC
Molecule: messenger RNA, 2087 nt
Organism: Coregonus clupeaformis (lake whitefish)
Lineage: Eukaryota; Metazoa; Chordata; Actinopteri; Salmoniformes; Salmonidae
Product: interleukin-11 receptor subunit alpha-like
Exons: 12
Coding region: 115-1308 (397 amino acids)
Cellular component (GO): membrane
Molecular function (GO): protein binding; cytokine receptor activity
Source: RefSeq, a predicted model, not a curated record